Mirounga angustirostris (Northern elephant seal) is the source of this 9984-nucleotide messenger RNA. RefSeq names its product 3-phosphoinositide dependent protein kinase 1 (gene PDPK1). The record is from RefSeq and is a predicted model, not a curated record. Gene Ontology annotation, biological process: peptidyl-serine phosphorylation; N-acetylglucosamine catabolic process; intracellular signal transduction. Gene Ontology annotation, molecular function: N-acetylglucosamine-6-phosphate deacetylase activity; ATP binding; protein serine/threonine kinase activity. NCBI's taxonomy places the organism in Eukaryota, Metazoa, Chordata, Mammalia, Carnivora, Phocidae. The transcript is spliced from 14 exons. The coding region runs from base 2744 to 4339 and encodes 531 amino acids.
CAACUUUCUGUUUCCUGUCUCCCAGUCUAGUUAAAAUAUUUUUUUCCAUGUAGCACAAUUUAUAUGAGAAGAUAUUUUUCCAGGUGGCUUGGAAAUUAUUGGCUUUGGCAACUCUCUCUCUCUUUUUUUUUUUUUUUAAGAUUUACUUAUUGGGGCGCCUGGGUGGCUCAGUAGGUUAAACAUCUGCCUUCAGCUCACGUCAUGAUCCCAGGGUCCUGGGAUGGAGUCCCGUGUCAGGCUCCCUCCUCAGCGGGAAGUCUGCUUCUCCCUCUGACCCUCACCACCUCUUAUGUUCUCUCACUCUCUCAAAUAAAUAACUAAAAUCUUUAAAAAAAAAAAUGUAAAAAAAAAAAGUUGGAUGCUUAGCCCCCUGGAGCCCCCAGGGUGCCCCUCCCCACCGCAAGUCAAGCCUUUAGAUGGCUCAGCUUUCCCUACUCUCUCGACUGCGAAUUCCUGAGAGACCCUGAGCGGGAACCACCGCGGCCAAGCUGCUCCUGGCUUCCUGACCCACAGAAACCAUGAGAUCGUAAAUGUUUCUUGCUUGAGGUCUCUGAGUUGGGGGAUAAUUUGUUACAGGGCCUGGGUGGCUAACACGUUAGCUGUGUGAUGCUGGGCAAGUCCCAUCGCCUGUGAAGCUGGGUUCCCUCCCUUGGGCCACCGCACUUAAGAGCAGUAAGUGACGCACGGGUGAAAUGCCACAGGCCAUGUGGAGCACAGCGCUGACCGCCCCCACGCAGGCUGUGUAUAUACGGCAGCCUUUCAGCCUCUCCUAGCAUGGUUAUCAUCCUCCUGUCCCUCCUCGGGUGGAACAUGACCUCACAAUGUCAAGCCAAGCAUCGCAUUCUUGGCCAGCGACAGAGGCACUGGGCAGGGAAAGGAGAGAUAAGAGCCAGGGGCUGUCCCUCUUCUUCGUCCAGCCAGAGUGCCCGUGAACUGUGCGGGGCCAGGUGAGUCCAUGUCCCCUCCUGCUUGCUGUCCCAGGAUCUGCAGCCGGACCUGACCCAUGGCAGGGGUGCCCUGCCUCUCGCUAGGUGAGAGGGGUGGCCUGGCCUGGCUUUUGGCUUGCACAAUGGCUGCCAUCGAGGCCCCAUGAGAACUGAGUACUGUUCUUGUUCCUCUUUCCGAGGCUGCUCCCUGCCCUGCCCCCGCUGCCUGCUCAGCGGCUUUCCGCAGGCCUCCAGCCUGCCCCUCUCCCCUCACACCUUCCCCUGAGGCCACAGAGGAUGCCUGCCCCACCUGCUGCUCCAGGGGGCUGUAGGAUUCCCCGCGGACUUCUCCCUCUCGGUUUUUCCCCCUCCCUGUUGGUCUUUGAAUUCCCGAAGAACUACACAGCCUUGCUUUGGUGUAAGUGACUCUGAAAAAAGAAAAAAAAGAAAAGCUGAAGACUUCAGUUUGGUUCAUAUUCUGUGACUUGCCUCUUUACCUUCACUCUCCGUUAGACCUUUACCCUCUUCUUUCCAGUAGCUGCAUCGAAUUCUCCAGGAUGAACGUACCAUAAUUUAUUUUACCAUUCUCUUGUUGAUAAAUAUUUUGGUUCUUUUUUUUCUUUUUCUCUUUUAUUAUUUGCUUCAGGUUAAAGUUACGCCGUCACGAACAUUCUUGCGCAGUUUUACCUUCGUGAGUGAGAGCUUCUUAGAAUCUCCGGGAAGAAGAUACACCCACUUUAUUAAUUUUUAUUUGCAUCAAUGUUUAAGAAGCCAGAUAGUUGUAAAAAGGCUUGUAGGGGCGCCUGGGUGGCUCAGUCGUUAAGCGUCUGCCUUCGGCUCAGGUCAUGAUCCCAGGGUCCUGGGAUCGAGCCCCGCAUCGGGCUCCUGGCUCAGCGGGGAGCCUGCUUCUCCCUCUCCCUCUGCUUGUGUGCACCCCCCCCUUUCUCUCUCAUAUAAAUAAAUAAAAAUAAAGAAUAAAAUAGAAAUAAAAAGGCUUGUAAUGCAGAACAGCAGCCGGUGCCUCACCUCUCCCCCCUCCUCACAUCCCACUUACUACUGGUUUAAAUGUUCUUUUUGCUGUGUAUGUCUAUCUUUCUAACGAAUAUUCUCCCACUUUAUGUCUGGACUCAUCACUUACAGCCAUUAUCUAGUGCCUGUCUGUUAGAAGAGGUGAGGAUUCAGCUGUCUCAUGCCCCCUCUCCUCUGGGUCCUUCUGAGGUAAAGGGUGAUGAUUACUGGUUGAAUCCGUGCACCUGUAUUAUGACUGUAAAUAUCCCUCACAGCUGCGAAGAGUGAGGCGCCUGGUAAACGGUGAUUUUGCUUCCUUCCUGAUAGGGCUCUUCCUCUGGAGUUUUCUUGUCUCUCUGUCGCUUCUUAAUUCAGUUUUUUUAUGUGGCGAAAGCCAUGAGAGGAUCUAUCAUUUUCAGCUUCUUUCUGGAGCCCUCCGAAGCCUGCUUCCCUUGGGUCUGUGUGCUCCUUGUUCUUAUCCUGGGAUUUCUCCUCAUUAUCCAUUUAAAAUUUUAAAAUUGCACCUUUCCCCCAGGCACUCCUGAGGCCCCACUGAUUUUCUUUCUUCCCCAUAGCACUAACUGCCUUCUAACAUCCGGGAAGAUUUGCUUAUUCAUUUGUCUCUCCCACCCUGCCUCCCGCCUGUGGCAUCGGAGUUUCAUGAGGGCAGAGAUUUUUGUGUUUUGCUCGCCAGGGAAUUGUCAACGUCUAGCACGGUGCCUGGCACGGAGGGGAGACUGAAUCCAUACUCGUAUGACACUGUUCCAAUUCAGUCCAGCGUGGUGUUAUGUGCUUGCCCAUCCCCAUCAAUGGUGAGGACCCAGACUGAGUCCGGCAUAGCCCCUGGCAUUCCCAGCGGUGGUAGCAGACAGGGCCCCACCAUGGACAGCACCGCGGCUGAGGCCCGGCCGAGCACCAACUCACUGCAGCACACCACACAGCCGCCACCACAGCCUCGGAAGAAACGGCCUGAAGACUUCAAGUUUGGGAAAAUUCUUGGUGAAGGCUCUUUUUCCACAGUUGUCCUGGCCCGAGAACUGGCAACCUCAAGGGAAUAUGCUAUUAAAAUUCUAGAGAAACGUCACAUUAUCAAAGAGAACAAGGUCCCGUAUGUAACCAGAGAGAGAGACGUGAUGUCACGCCUGGAUCACCCGUUCUUUGUUAAACUUUACUUCACAUUUCAGGAUGAUGAAAAGCUGUACUUUGGUCUUAGUUAUGCCAAAAAUGGAGAACUCCUUAAAUACAUUCGCAAAAUUGGCUCAUUCGAUGAGACGUGCACCCGGUUUUACACGGCCGAGAUGGUGUCAGCUCUGGAGUACUUGCAUGGCAAGGGCAUCAUUCACAGGGACCUGAAACCAGAAAACAUUUUGUUAAAUGAAGACAUGCACAUCCAGAUCACAGAUUUCGGAACAGCAAAAGUACUAUCCCCGGAGAGUAAACAAGCCAGGGCCAACUCGUUUGUAGGAACAGCCCAGUAUGUGUCUCCAGAGCUGCUCACAGAGAAGUCGGCCUGUAAAAGUUCAGACCUUUGGGCUCUCGGAUGUAUAAUAUACCAGCUUGUGGCAGGACUGCCGCCUUUUCGAGCGGGAAAUGAAUAUCUUAUAUUUCAGAAGAUCAUUAAGUUGGAGUAUGACUUUCCUGAAAAAUUCUUCCCUAAGGCAAGAGACCUUGUGGAAAAACUUUUGGUUUUAGAUGCCACGAAGCGAUUAGGCUGUGAGGAAAUGGGAGGGUACGGCCCCCUGCGAGCUCAUCCGUUCUUUGAAUCCAUCACGUGGGAGAACUUGCAGCAUCAGACGCCUCCGAAGCUCACCGCCUACCUGCCAGCCAUGUCGGAGGAUGACGAGGACUGCUACGGAAACUACGACAACCUCCUGAGCCAGUUCGGCUGCAUGCAGGUGUCCUCGUCCUCCUCCUCCCACUCCCUGUCCGCCUCGGAUGCAGGCCUGCCGCAGAUGGCGGGCAGCAACAUCGAGCAGUAUAUCCAUGACCUGGACACUAAUUCUUUUGAACUGGACUUAGAGUUCUCUGAAGAUGAGAAGAGGUUGUUACUGGAGAAGCAGGCCAGUGGAAACCCUUGGCAUCAGUUUGUAGAAAAUAACUUAAUACUAAAGAUGGGUCCCGUAGAUAAGCGAAAGGGCUUGUUUGCACGACGACGACAGUUACUGCUCACAGAAGGGCCACACUUGUAUUAUGUGGAUCCUGUCAACAAAGUCCUCAAAGGCGAAAUUCCAUGGUCGCAAGAACUCCGACCAGAGGCCAAGAACUUUAAAACCUUCUUUGUGCACACGCCGAACAGGACGUAUUACCUGAUGGACCCAAGUGGGAAUGCUCACAAAUGGUGCAAAAAGAUCCAGGAAGUGUGGAGACACAGAUACCAGAGCCACCCGGAUGCCGCCGUGCAGUGACAGGUCUGCGGCUGCCACAGUCGCUGCCAGGACACUUGCCCCAGCGCGGCUCACCGCCCUCCGGGACGCUUCCAGACCACCUGCCAGCCAUCUCAAGGGGGACGCAGACGGCAGAACCUUGCAGCUUUUUUAUUUAAAAGAAAAGAAGAAAAAAAUACCCAACCACACAAAGAACAAAACCAAUAACGAAAAGGAAUUCAGGGUCGCUUUGCUUGCUCUCUGUGCUCUGUGGAGGUUCCCCAAGCUCUCCUUGUCUUGGGGACCCAGCGCCGUGCACGUCCACCUGAUUCCCGCCCGGGCGAGUGGAACAGACUCGAGUCACCAGCUCUGCACCACACGCCCUGGUCAUGCACCGGCCGGUCCUCCUGUGGCCGAGGGGAUGGGGUGUGUGUCUGGGCUCUUCUUGCCCCUAGGUUAUCACAGAACCCGUCGGCAGGGAGCCAUGCACGCCUCUGCCAGGGUGGCUUCGAUCUCUGGCGGGUGGGAGGGUUCCUGGCUUUGGUCUGUGUACUUCUUUUCUUGUGUCCCUUACUUGAUGCCCCUUUGCCCUGCCAGGGCCCCUGCUUGCCUUCUUGCAUCGCUCUGGCUGUGAGCACUCCAUGGCUUGUGUUCGUUGGGCAGGCUCCAGGUGUGGAGAUGUGGAGCGGGCUGUCGGGGUGUGCUAUGGAGCCGCUGCUGAGGUUGGAGGGUGCCAGCAGGCCGUUCGCAUUGAACGUCCCUCUGAGCGGGGUUGGCCCUGUGGAGCUCGAAAGAAGCACAGGUCUGAAAAGAGCACCCAGUUGCGCCAGGAGACAGGGAAGGCUGUGCCCUGCUCUGGGCACGAGGCCAGGGCAGCAGGGCAGACUGGGCCUGGCGUCCCCCACGUGGGGGAGUGCUGCCUGAUGAGCCCCUCCUGAGAGUUUGGUCCGAGGGUGGAACAUGCAGGCCCCCCGGCGCAGUUUGCUAGGGCUGAGGGUCUCUGGGCACCAGCCGUCUCCCAGCUGUGACACGCACCCCUUUCGUGGUGAGGGAACAUUCUUGUAGCCUGACUUCCAGCACGUUCACAUCUCCACAGUGAAAGUCUGAAAGCCUUCUCAUGCUGCCAGGUCAUUUAUCCCCAUCAAGAUGUGGACCUUGCCAGGAAGAAAAUGUUGCUCACCUUGCAUGAGGGGUAGGAACACCACACUGGAGUCUGAGCGCCCAGCCUGCUCGCCCCCUGUGCUUUCAGCCUGCCUGCCUCUCUCUUUUCAGAGGCAGCACAGUGCUGCAUACCUACCGCAGGGGGUCCACGAUUUACUGCUCCUUUGAUUUCUUUGCUGCUGCUCCCUGGACAGAGAAAGCCUGUGGGCCUGGUGGGGCUCGGAGCUCCUCUCCCUGCCCGUGUCCCUUGAGGGCAGUCCGCAGCCCCAGGUGGGCGCGGUAGAGGCACCGCUGCCUGCAGGCUGCUCACAGACUCAUAUCUGUCCCCAGGGGAUGAACAACUUUGCCGUUUCCUGGAGACUUUCACGAAGGCACCAGUAGAAGGCUCACACAGGAGAGGUCCCCCCGACCACUCUGCCUCCAUCUCCUGUCUUGAACAAAGCAUCCGUCACCCCGUGUUGACGAGUGGUCCAAAUCGGAGAAAAGAUGUCUUUCUCAAAUGGGUUUAGUGAUAUGAGUGGCCCUUGUGUCAACCCGGUGAGGGGAGUGUGGCUGUGGAGCUGCCCCUGCUGGGCCGGACAGGGGGCCGGACAGGAGCGGAGGUGGGGCGGGGAGUACCGGCGGCUUCCUUUUGGGUCUUGUGCACUGCUCUAUGAGAGCUGCGCGUGCAUGAGUGAGCGAGGGUGCGUGUGCGCGCGUGCCCAUGCCGGGGCGGGUGCCAAGCUGUGGGGGGCGUGCCUGCCCUUGGGGCACCCAGGGGAGUGGGAUGCUGCCGGGGCCAGGGUCAUAGGUCACGCUUCCCUCUUCUCGCUUUUGAAGAGGCUUGCCUGUGUUCACCUGCUUUUCAAAAAUUAAGUCUCUCUGGGCCUUCAGGAAUGUCAUUUCCAGCUUACUCCCAUGUUGAUCAUUUAACCUUUCUUAGAACACCCGCGUCUGUGGGCGUGCUGUUUGGAGAGUUGGGGGCUGCUCUUGCACAGUGUUCUUCCUUGGGUCCGGUUAUGGGGAAACGAGCAGGGCUGGCGUUUGGCUCUCACAAGAGCGCUCGGCUGGGCUGCUCCGGGAGAGACGCAGCGUCUGCUGCAUUCCUCUCUGGACAGCGCCACUACCUCCUGGGCUUCACCCGCCAGCUCCAUCGUAACCUCCGGGACCAGAGAAUGAGGGGUUCAGGGUUCAGCUCGCAGCUGACAGAGUUGAAGUGACUGCCCUUGCCUGAGCCAGUGACAGCUGAGCCCUUCUCCCUUCGCCACCUUUCUCCUCUCAGAGCCUUCUUCCCCCCUUCUCUUUUUUUUUUUAAGGCACAUACAUGUUCUUUUCCUACCCUGUGCUUGUCCAUGUCGGCUUUCGUUGUAUGCAGCUUGUCCUUAGAGUGCCUGUCCCCGGUGCAGGUGCCUUGCCUUCUAAGAUGUGGGCAUGGCUGUCAAUCGAGUAUGUACCAGACAUACAUGGAAGUACAGGUGAUUUAUCCACACUGAGAAAGAAAGUGUUCUGUUGACUAGAUUCAGGAGCCAUGUGUCUUAGUGAGGGCCAGGAGAAGGUUCAGUGCCAACCACAUAGCCGGCACGUAGAGCUGGUCCCAUACCAUGUGGCCUCGCCGGGCAUGGAGGGGAGGGGGUGGGGCUGUGGCCUCCACAGGCUCAGGUGGCCCACUGCGCCUUGUCCCUCUCUGGGAACUCCAGGAAGCCAGGCUUGGGUGGGGCUGUUUCCUUCCCUCUUUCUGUGGACCUGACCAGGACAGUGGGCGAUGGGUCGUGUAGCAGGUGGCCCCGUGAGGUGCACAAAGGCACUGCACCUGCUGUUCUGAACCUUGGCUCUCAGGAGUGUGUUACAGACCUGCUUUGCGGGAGAUGCCUCUCGCGGCUGUGCCGGAGCUGGUGGGCCCCGCAUGUUCUCCAGGCCCCUACUGCCGCCCUUUGGUAUUUGUGGCUGGGGCCUGUAGGCAUUGCAGGAGUUGCCCCGUGGCACAAACUCACCGAGGGCCAGGUGCCAGCCCAGGGGCUCCAGGUGGUUCUGUACUUUCUUAAAACAUUUGCUUUCUGAGAACAUCAACUGUAGGCUUACCACCCAGAAGAGACCACUGUGAACAUUUUGGUGUAUAACCCCCCCACCCCCCAUGCACAUAUUUGUUUGCUUUUUAAACUAAAGUGGGAACAUGAAACACACACUGUUCUGCAUCUAGCUUGUUUCACUUGAUAAUUUAUCUUAGGCAUUUUUCCACAUCAUGAACAAUGAUUAAAAACAUUGUUUUUAGUGAUUGUAGAGCUUAAUAUGGUUAUCAGUUUUAUCGUAACUUAUCUGACCAUUUUCCUGUUAUAAAACAUUUAGAUGGUUUCUGGUUUUUCACUAUUUAAAUAAUGCUGUGAUGAAUACCCUCGUAAAUCUUUGAUUUUGACUCUGAUCGCCCCCCACCCUUGGUUCCUAGAAGUAGUGUUUUGGGGUCACAAAGAGUUUGUUUUAAAGGUGGUAUUAGUCUCUCUUCCUGUCUUCAUCUGAGGCUUAGAUGCUCAGAGUUCCAGCACACAACCUCCUCAGUUGUCCUACAGAUUCUGGACAAAUCAGUUUCUGCUAAGGUGUGUGUUCCAAAGAAUGUUUUAAUAAGACUGCUCUUUUUUUUUUCCCCACAAUGCUAAAAUAUCAUUUAUUGCAGUCCGUUUGUGACAGAUUUUUCCAAAAAUGCAUUUCCUUAUUUUCAUUGACAGAAUCUGGUUAUGCUUGCAUGUUAGUUACCUUCCCAUCCCUGCUGCUGUGGCUUUCACAUGCUUGGUGAUAUUUUCAGAAGCUUGUACUUUGUGUCCACAAUGGUACUGAAUUUGCAUCUGCACAGGCAGCAGAGAUAAAAAGUGUUGAACUGACCUUGCCACAUGCAUAGUGGAUGAUUUGUAAUUAAGUGUGUGUAGACUCUGAAAAUACAUUGGGCCAUUUGGAAUCAGUAAAAGAGCAAAAUCUCUAAUUGAGAAAGAGACCAUGUAGGCAGUUGGGUUUAACAUAAGGUUAUUUGCCCCUAUGCUCUUCAAAUGGUGGCACUCAGUAGGAAGGUCUUAGCAGUUAGUAGAGCGCAGUGGCCAGGCCUUUUCACUGUAGAGGGUGAUUGUCCUGGCCCACGUGGCUUUCGGGACUCCUCCCCUGUCCUCCCUCACAGUGUUGCAGGUUGUCUGGCUGUCUUCAAACCCAGAACACCCAAUUUGGUUUCAUUCCUGAUUUCUCCACUUUAGUUUGGGGUCCAUUGAUUCUGAGAGGAGAGGUGCGUGAGAGAUUUUUUAGGUGCUGUGCUCAGUGUCACUUGAGUCUGCCAGAGAUUUUUGGCUGGAUUGUGGAGAAUUGGACUUCCUGCCCUCCUCUGACACCCCAGGUUCCCUGUCCCCUGUCCGGUCCACAGACAGGGUGCUCACUCCCCAGACCGCAGAGGUUGCAGCCGCUUGCCAGAAUAUGAUGCAGGUACUAUUCUUAGAGAUGUCGCCAUGUGCAUUUUUCCACAUUGUUUCUUUUCAUCCAAAGCUCACAUGAGCUGACAGUGACUCAGGUGGGUGUGGCCCUUCCCACUUAGGCAGCCUAUAUGGCAAGUGCCCUAAAUCAGGGCAGGAGUCACUUCCAGAGCUUCUGAGGGGGGCAGGCUGCUGGCCCAAGGUUGUGGAGUUGCAAAUCAGGCUGCCUGUGGAGAACUGGUUUGGGGAAGGAGCUGUUCCAGCCAAGAGCAGUUUUAUCUGUAGCUCGGACAGCUGUGAUGGGCAACUGAACUAGCCUACAUGUAUACCUGAAUUUUCCCCAGAACCCACUUCUUCAGUGUGAAGAGACACCAAACUUCGCGAACAGAGAACUUUUUACAAAAGGCAGACCUUUUUUUAGCGUGUGAUCCACCCUAGUCCCAACCAAUCUGGCAGAAUGAUUUUUGAAUAGGGGUCGUUUUGCUGGUGAAAAGCCUCUCUAUCCUUAUCAGAAGUUUGAUUGGACAUUGACAAAAAUAAAUUUUUGCAUUAUUUAGAACUGCUGUAGCUGUUCCUUAACACAAAAUCGGAUGAAUCAAUAGUAUGUUAGCUGUCUUUCAGGUUGGUGGCAGUCAGUUAGAACAUGUGUAAAAUUCUCUACCUGGUCUGUAGCUGUAACUGUGAUGUACAGGCAAAGCAAAAAUUUAAAACUUAUGAAAACAAAUAAUGCAAUGAUAUUAGGAUAUACACUUUUGUAUUUUUAUUCUUAUAUAAGGUUAUUUGCUGGCUAUUGUUGGCCUCUAGUUCAGUCUGUGUUAUUUAAAAUCUAAUAUAUGAAUUAUUUGGAUUGAAUUCAUGUUCGGGGCCACGUUGUUGUAUGUAUUGAUGUACAGCCUUGAAUGUGAAUAAUUAUUGUAAACUAUAUUUUACAACUUUUUUUCUGGCUUUAUUAUAUAAAUUUUCUAUUUGGUCAAUGAUUUAAUCAUAUAAUUUAAUGAAUCUGUUUCUUCUCUUUUUUUCAAAUACUUGUGCUUUAGAUGUAGUUACUGGAUGAUGAAUUUUCCACGUAUGCUCGGUAGUCUUGUAAUAAAAAGCAUGUAGAGUGUA